This is a messenger RNA of Knipowitschia caucasica, 2184 nucleotides long. The record is from the annotation of a GenBank genome assembly. NCBI's taxonomy places the organism in Eukaryota, Metazoa, Chordata, Actinopteri, Gobiiformes, Gobiidae.
AUGAAGACGUCCAGAUCACUGAAAAAUGAAUUUAGAAAGGGAAAAGAGAAGCUACAAGAUGGCACCUGUAUGAACUGCACAGCGACCAGACUUUCCAGCCAAAAAUUCACCAUCUCAUCACCACUAUCGGCACUGGGCCCGUCUCGCCUUUCCUCAGACAGCUCCUUACAGCCCCCCUGUCCCAGCUUGGACUCUCAGCUCUACUGUGCUCCUUUAUACCCCCAACUUGCUGCCACCUCUCCCCCAUGGACUAUUGCUCGGACACAGGACAUCUGCGGAGUGCGAUGGGUCCACACUUCCUGCAGGAGGUGGGACGACUCGAAAGUGGAAAAGUCUCUCCGAUCUCUAAAAGAGAAGAAAAAGUUAGAAGAAGGAGGCCCCGUGUACAGUCCCACUUUGGACUCAGAACCAGUCAGACGGACGCUAAGACAGAGGGUGAUCGAUGAGGUGAAACAUUAUUAUCAUGGAUUCAGGCUGCUGUGGGUGGACACCACUAUCGCAGGACGCAUGCUGUGGACUGUGCUGAACGGACACCCACUGUCCCGCAGAGAGAGGAGACAGUUUCUCAGAACAUGUGCGGACGUCUUCAGGCUGCUCCCCUUCCUGGUUUUCAUCAUCGUUCCUUUUAUGGAGUUCCUGCUUCCUGUAGCUCUCAAACUCUUCCCUAACAUGCUGCCGUCCACCUUCGAGACACAGUCCAAGAAGGAGGAGAGGUUGAAGAAGGAGCUCAGAGUGAAACUGGAGAUGGCCAAGUUCUUACAGGAUACCAUUGAGGAAAUCGCUCUGAGGAAUAAGGUGUCCCAAGGUGACGUGACUGAGGAGUUCUCCACGUUUUUCCAGAAGAUCCGUGACUCUGGUGAGCGUCCCAGUAAUGAGCAGAUCAUCCGUUUCUCCAAACUCUUUGAGGACGAGCUUACGCUGGACAAUCUGACCCGGCCUCAGCUCGUGGCCCUCUGCCGUCUGCUGGAGCUGCAGUCUAUGGGCACAAACAACUUCCUCCGUUUUCAACUCAUUAUGAAACUCAGGUCGAUACGUGCUGAUGAUAAGAUGAUUGCAGAGGAGGGAGUGGCGAGUCUGAACGUGAAUGAAGUCCAAGCGGCGUGUCGUGUCCGAGGCAUGAGGUCUUUAGGGGUCACAGAGGACAGACUGAGGGAGCAGCUUGUCCAGUGGCUGGAGUUGCACUUGAACCAGCAGAUUCCUACAUCUUUGUUGCUGUUGUCACGGGCCAUGUACCUCCCCGACACACUGUCACCAGCAGAUCAGCUGAAGACAACUCUACAGACUCUUCCAGAGACUGUGAAAAAGGAGGCACAGUUAAUGGCGGCAGAGAUGGAGCUUUCUAAAGUGGACAAUAAAACCAAAGUGGAGACCACGCUGAAAGAGCAGGCGGCCAUUCGUCAAGACAACAAAGAGCGGCAGAUGGAAAGAAUCGCAGAUGCAGCAGAGAAGGCUGACCUUUCUGCUCGUUCAGAGAUCCUACGCGACACUGCUCCUGUUGUCGAAGGACUGAAGGACGAAGAAAUCACUAAAGAGGAGAUUGACCUCCUGAGUGACGCCUGCUCGAAGUUGAAGGAGCAGAAGCGGUUGUUGACUCUGGAAAAAGAAGAGCUGGAGGAUCUAAAAGAUGAUGUUCAAGAAUACAAUGAGGAUCUGGAGGAGAUAAAGAAGGAGCUCUCUAAGACUGGACAGGAGAAAGCGGUGGAGGAGUCCAAGGCCAGUCAGCGUCUGUCCAAGAGAGUGAACCGAAUGAUCGGCAGAAUUGGCAAAAUCAUCGGAGAACUGGAGAAGGACAAGGUCAUCCUGGACGAACAGAUGGACACAGGCUCCGUUCCUCCAAUCGGAUUGUUCCUCACUAAAUAUAGUGAUGCUACCAGUCUGUUCUACACCUUCAGGGAGAACCUGGUGAGCAUCGACGAGCUGAUCGGAGUCAUGAGGCAGAUCCAGAACAUCCCCGAGCACAAGCUGCAGAGCAUCGCAGACGCUCUGGAUGACAACAAGGACGGGAAGAUCGACAUCGACGACGUCAUCAAGGUGGUGGAGCUGAUCGACAAAGAGGACAUCGACAUCUCCACGUCGCAGGUGGCUGACAUCAUGGUGAUGCUGCAGAAGGAGGAGAAGCUCUUGGAAAAGGAGAAGGCCAAAGACAAGAUGGAGAAGGAGAAAGCCGUGAACUGCAACGCCUGA